AAUGUCUUCAACAUUAUCAUCUUUUUAAAAAUUGGGCUCAAGGACAGCAUCUCCGUUUGUUUCUUCGCUAUCUCCGGAGCCGAUCUGAUCUGCGUCAUGUUUCUGAUAUCGGCAGAGUGCUCCUUGCUCCUCUCAAAGUUCAUGUUUCAGCUAUGGCGUGUCGAGGGCGACACGCUGUCCUUGCUCAUUAUGUUCUACUACGGACCAGUUUACGACAUCUCCCAAGGGAUUACGACAUUCCUAGCGUUGCAGAAAUGCUGGUGCGUUGCGUCACCGUUCCGAUUUAAAAACAUAUUCACAAAGACCAGAACAGCCUUCGCUGUUGCGGGAAUUUGCAUGGUGGGUUUCUCGCUGUGUGUACCGAUAUUUGCCUCGCAAGGUCUGCAGGAAACAUUUGACCCGGCCAGUAAUGCAACCGUAUUUAAGCUUACCACGUCCCAAAAUAGGGCACACGUGAUGUCAUUCCGAAGCACUAUGGCUCUGGUCACCACGACAACGUGUCAAGCUACCGUCUCAGUCUGUUUGGUCAUCCUGGCAUCGAGUUUACGAGCGUCGUCCAAAUUUAGGAACGCCACCCAUAAUGGGCACUUAGAAAUUGGCUAUACAAAAACUGCAAUGACUAAGGGAAAACGUAUAUCCAAUGAGAUUUUGCAGACUUUUGUAAACCAAAUACAUUCUGUUUCGUCUGAUGGCCGCACAAUUAACAAUCGGAACCAAAGUAUUACGCCCGGAAGAAAUAAAAAGACUUACAUUACACCACCCCCACGUACAAAUGUCCACAGAAAGGAACUGAAGGCCAUCAAAUCAACUGCCAUCGUUUCGGUGAUAUUCUUGGUGUGCACCACGCCCAAGUUGCUGUUUUUCUACGCAAUGUUGUGUGAACCGGAAUUCAAUCUCUUGAGGCGUUACGAGAAUACCUAUUUCAUCGCCAAUACCAUUAGGUACACGUUUGAGGCUUUCAAUAUUUCGUGCAACGUGUUUGUGUACCUCGCGUUUAACAGGCGCUUCAGGGCUGCAAUGAAAGAGAUGUUU
Molecule: messenger RNA, 1032 nt
Organism: Lymnaea stagnalis (great pond snail)
Lineage: Eukaryota; Metazoa; Mollusca; Gastropoda; Lymnaeidae
Source: the annotation of a GenBank genome assembly